GGCUCCAGUGCACACGUCCGACUCCCAGUGAAGGCUGCUAACUGGUUCACGACCCACUGGUGAACCCCAUGCUGUAGAUCACGAAAAGGUCCGGUGGAGAUAUGAAUCUUUCCAGGAUCCAGAUUCUGCUGGUGGGGAUUCUCACUGCAUUCGCUGGUCCAGUCCUCUGCUCCGAGGAGGAGACCACUCUGGUGAAGAACCUGUUCACCGGCUACAACAAGGUGGUUCGACCCGUGAACCACUUCAGUGAAGCCGUGGUGGUCACCGUGGGGCUGCAGCUCAUACAGCUCAUCAGUGUGGACGAAGUGAACCAGAUUGUGACCAGUAACGUUCGUCUCAAACAGCGAUGGGUGGACGUGAACCUGAACUGGAACCCAGACGACUACGGAGGCAUCAAAAAGAUCAGAGUUCCUUCAAACGACAUAUGGAAACCUGACCUGGUUCUAUACAACAACGCCGACGGCGACUUCGCCAUCAUCCAUCAAACCAAAGUUCUGCUGGAGCACACGGGGAUGAUCACCUGGAACCCACCGGCCAUCUUCAAGAGCUACUGUGAGAUCAUCGUGCUCCACUUCCCCUUCGACCUGCAGAACUGCAGCAUGAAACUGGGAACCUGGACCUAUGAUGGGCUGCUGGUCGCCAUCAACCCAGACAGCGAUCGGCCGGACCUCAGUAACUUCAUGGAGUCGGGCGAGUGGGUGCUGAAGGAUUACCGGAGCUGGAAGCACUGGGUGUACUACACCUGCUGCCCCGACACCCCCUACCUGGACAUCACCUACCACUUCCUGAUGCUGCGGCUGCCGCUGUACUUCAUCGUCAACGUCAUCAUUCCCUGCAUGUUGUUCUCCUUCCUCACCGGACUGGUCUUCUACCUGCCCACCGACUCCGGGGAGAAGAUGACUCUGUCCAUCUCCGUCCUGCUGUCCCUCACCGUCUUCCUGCUGGUCAUCGUGGAGCUGAUCCCCUCCACCUCCAGCGCCGUUCCUCUCAUCGGGAAGUACAUGCUCUUCACCAUGGUGUUCGUCAUCGCCUCCAUCAUCAUCACCGUCAUCGUCAUCAACACCCACCACCGCUCGCCCAGCACGCACACCAUGCCUGCCUGGAUCCGCAAGGUCUUCAUCGAAACCAUUCCCAACAUGAUGUUCUUCUCCACCAUGAAGCGACCGGGGCAGGAGAUCCGACAGAAGAGGCUGUUCCCCACCGACAUGGACAUCUCCGACAUCUCAGGUAACCCCAACCCCACCAGUGUGAACUACCAGUCUCCCAUCAGUAAGAACCCUGACGUGCGCAGCGCCAUCGAGGGAGUGAAGUACAUCGCUGAGACCAUGAAGUCCGACGAGGAAUCGAACAAUGCGGCCGAGGAGUGGAAGUUCGUGGCCAUGGUGCUGGACCACAUCCUGCUCUGUGUGUUCAUGGCCGUGUGCAUCGUCGGGACGCUCGCCGUCUUCGCCGGGAGACUCAUCGAACUCAACGUGCUGUACGGGGCCUGAUCCCAUCACAACAGACAUGUGUCACCCGGAGAUACGAGAUAACACAACUCCCUCUGUCUCGCACACACAGACAGACACACACUGAGUUGACUGUUGUGUCUCUCGGUCUGGUGUCACUUUCAAAUGUCUGCGUUUGUGUAUUUACUGAAACGGAGGAGAAAUCUUGAUGGGUCAUACUUGAAGCUCUUCUUGGUUUUAUCCGCUGCCGAUGAAACGAGUGAAUUCUAAUCAUCUGAGAAACAAACAGUAAAAAGGAUUAAUUGACAUCAGUGACACGUCCUGGUCUUUGAGUGCAGACGAGAUGAUUUCCUCUCUGAGGAGUUUUAUUGUUUUGUUUUGCCUGCAGACGCUCAAAUGACUUUUAUAUUUACGGCUUGAGAUCCGAGGCGUAAACUUCACGUCACACGUUUUGAUUCACAAAUAGAAAAACUACUUUGACUGCUCUCGGGUCAGUGACCUGGUUUGAUUUGUCACUGUGGAGUGUAAAUUCCCCCUCCACUCUCUUCUCCUCUGUCUUGAAGGCUCAUUUAGUUUUGAAUAUCAUUUUUUGGGUGAUUUAAUUGAUUCUUUAAUCACAAUGAAUCAGUUUGACCUGAUCUGGUUAUUAUUCAGUGAGGAUCCAUAAAACAUAGGUUGUAGAUGGAGAUGAUGGUGAACGUGGAGCCAGUUUGUUUGAGUUCCGCAGCGCAGAUGAUUUAACCUUUGACCUUCUCUGCUGUUAACUCAGAUUUCCUUAGUUUAAAAUUAGUCCAGAUAAAGGUUGAAUUGAUCAUUAGAAUAAAUCCGGUUUGUUUGGGAAUCGUGAGAUGACGAGCGUUGUGUUGUUGUGUUGUUUGACUGAAACAGUUUGUGAUGCAAUGAAAGUGAAGAAUUCCAGGAGGUGUGGCUUGUCUGUCACUUCUGCAGCGUUGCUUCGUGUUCACAGCAGAAGGCAACUUGAUUUAUUUUGCAGCCGUGCGACAAGUUCAAUUUGACAACUCAGUAAUGUUCUAUUAAGUAAUAUUGCACUGACCAUUAGUUGUGUUUUUUUUUAUAUUUCUCUUUGUGUAGAUUGUGAAAUAGCUUGAAAAAUAAAAUCUCAUUCAGUUGA
Messenger RNA from Platichthys flesus (European flounder), 2580 nucleotides. It is a transcript of the gene chrna1, whose product is annotated as cholinergic receptor, nicotinic, alpha 1 (muscle). The record is from RefSeq and is a predicted model, not a curated record. Gene Ontology annotation, biological process: regulation of membrane potential; monoatomic ion transmembrane transport; nervous system process. The transcript has 10 exons. Gene Ontology annotation, molecular function: acetylcholine-gated monoatomic cation-selective channel activity; transmembrane signaling receptor activity. Gene Ontology annotation, cellular component: neuron projection; postsynaptic membrane; synapse. Lineage: Eukaryota; Metazoa; Chordata; Actinopteri; Pleuronectiformes; Pleuronectidae. The coding region runs from base 102 to 1490 and encodes 462 amino acids.